ACAUAUGAAGACGGAGGCCGCACCAGAGGUUCAAGGACAUGACCGCACGGCGUAUACUCCAUCUCGACAAUGUCUCUCCCUCCGCCUCCCGCUGACCUGGAUCUGAACGAGUCUAGGGUUUCAGAGAUGACAGGCGCCCUCGCCGCGACCUGGGCAUUAGCCACCAUUGCGGAUGCUCGCGACGGUUCCGUGACGCCCGACGAGUCUAGGGCAGGCACCAUCAGUUGCGUGUUGCACGGCCGUGACAGAGUGACGGAAACCCAACCAGCCAAGUGCAUCGGCCCGAAUGAAUGCCAUUUUAAGUUAGAGACGAGCCGCGGAAAUGCGAACCGUACUCCCUCGUGCUUCUUGCCGACGACCUCGACAAGUUCACCCGCAGCUGUCAAACGACUUGAGAACCUCGUUAUCGAGGGUGAGCCGGCGGCGCUACCAUCGGUCGAACAGGAAUUGCGCGACGCGCAGCUCGUUUCCCUACCCACGCAAGAAGAGUGCCUGACCAAAGCGACGACGCUUAAGGCCACAGGCAAUGAGGCAAUUGAGCAGGAUGAUUACCAUAAAGCCCUCAAAAUUUAUAGAGAGGCACUGGAAGCGAUAUACUAUAUCGUCACGGGCCGGGAGCAUUACAUAUACACCGACAUGACGGCACUAUUUGGCCCCCCCAUACAGGAGCCCCGGUUCGACCUGAAUUGGGACAAUAAGAGACUGAGACUGUCCCGUGAACUUCUGGCAGACAUAUGUCGCGUAUUUCUCAAGCUGGAGGACUGGAAUCAAUUAAUUGUAUGGGGUACGCAGACUAUCUCACCAAUGGGUGGAGUUAUCAUCGACAUGGCCGGUGCUGAAUCCAUUGGGGAGAUCUACUACCUUACUGCGUUGGGUCACAAGGCGCUUGGAAAGGACGACGAGGCUGUGAGACUACUUGAAGUCGCGAAGUUGUAUCUUCCACGUGAUAUCUCUAUUGGGGCAUACGACUUAGAGUGA
Molecule: messenger RNA, 978 nt
Organism: Microdochium trichocladiopsis
Lineage: Eukaryota; Fungi; Ascomycota; Sordariomycetes; Xylariales; Microdochiaceae
Exons: 3
Coding region: 70-978 (302 amino acids)
Molecular function (GO): protein binding
Source: RefSeq, a predicted model, not a curated record